This is a messenger RNA of Zalophus californianus (California sea lion), 5471 nucleotides long. Its product is annotated as zinc finger protein 577. The record is from RefSeq and is a predicted model, not a curated record. Bases 503 to 2464 code for a protein of 653 amino acids. Lineage: Eukaryota; Metazoa; Chordata; Mammalia; Carnivora; Otariidae. The transcript is spliced from 8 exons. Gene Ontology annotation, molecular function: DNA-binding transcription factor activity, RNA polymerase II-specific; RNA polymerase II cis-regulatory region sequence-specific DNA binding. Gene Ontology annotation, biological process: central nervous system development; regulation of transcription by RNA polymerase II. Gene Ontology annotation, cellular component: nucleus.
CAACGCACGUUGGCCCUCGUCGGCCGCCAUCCUCGGCGCUUCUGCGGGCCUGUCAGUCGCUGAGGUGGGACUCGGGGGCGGUAGACACUGAGGCAAAGUGCUUGGGGAAGUCUCCAGCGGUGAAGAUCGAGGUUAUCGCCAGUUGAGUGUUUUUGUUAUCUGCAAAUAAUUUUGGCCAGGUGGCAAGUGUAUGAACUGUGGAGUAAGAAGAACCUGCUUCUGCCUCUGACUUGGUGAUGAAUGAGAAUGGUGGUACUUACGCCUUUCCAUGCUUCAUAGGAGUGCUUCCAGCAUCUCACUGGCUCUCCACUGGGCGUGUUCUAGUCUACAGGAAUAAGACAUUAUCAGUACUGGAAGAAGGAGGAGGUCCCAGGCUUAGGAGAUCAUCAUUUCUGGCAGCAGCCUGACCUGAGAUAUCUGACCAUAACUUCCAGGCAGGCCAGGGGCAGACAGAAGACAGCAUAUCCUGCAGUUGCUAGCCCUUUCUUCAGAAUAGGAGAACAUGACCAAGGCCCGGGCAUCAUUAUCAUUUGAGGAUGUGGCUGUGGGCUUCUCGUGGGAGGAAUGGCAGUUACUGGCUCCAUCUCAGAAGGACCUGUACCGGGACGUGAUGUUGGAGAACUAUAGGAACCUGGUGUCAGUGGGUUAUCAAGCUAGCAAACCAGAUUCAGUCUUCCAGUUGGAGCAAGGAGAACCACCAUGGAUGGUAGAGGGAGCAGCUCAGAGUCAAACCUGUCAAGGCUAUCCAGCUACCAAGCCAGAUGUGAUCCUUAAUUUCGAGCGUGGAGAAGAGUCAUGGAGUGUAGAAGAUGAAAUGCAAUGUCAGUGCAUUUCAGGUAAGAAACGAUAUGGAUGCGAUAAAUGUGCAGUGAAUGCUUAUGAACCACUCAUGACCGUGCUUCAGAGAACUCAUGCAGGAAAGAAAUCCCAUGAAUGCUGUGAUUGUAGGAAAGCCUUUCCCAGUAAGUUAAAGCUAAUUACUCAUCAACAGACUCACACAGGGGACAGACCAUUUGGGUGCAGUCAGUGUCAAAAAGCCUUCAUUACAAAGUCAGCACUCAUCUGUCAUCAGAAAACUCAUCAUAGAGAAGGGAAAUCCUAUACAUGCAGUAAAUGUGGGAAAGCUUUUCCUUGGAAGUCAAAACUCACUUUACAUCAGAGAAUUCAUUCAGGGGAGAGACCUUUCAGAUGCAGAGUAUGUGAUAAAGCCUUUAUGGUUCAGACACAUCUGACUGUACAUCAGAGAACUCACACAGGAGAGAAACCAUAUGAAUGCUUGCAUUGUGAGAAAGCCUUCUCAAAAAAGGCUCAGCUGAUAAUCCAUCAGCGAAUUCACACAGGAGAGAGACCAUAUGGAUGUAGUCAAUGUCAAAAAGCGUUCAUUACAAAGUCAGCACUCAUCUAUCAUCAGAAAACUCGUCAUAGAGAAGGGAAAUCCUAUACAUGCAGUAAAUGCGGGAAGGCAUUUCCUUGGAAGUCAAAACUCACUUUACAUCAGAGAACUCAUUCAGGAGAGAGACCUUUCAGAUGCAAAGUAUGUGAUAAAGCCUUCAUGGUUCGGACGCAUCUCACUGUGCAUCAGAGAACUCACACAGGAGAGAAACCAUAUGAGUGCUUGGAUUGUGAGAAAGCUUUCUCAAAAAAGGCUCAACUCAUGAUUCAUCAGCGAAUUCACACAGGAGAGAGACCAUAUGGAUGUAGUCAAUGUCAGCAAGCCUUCAUCCAGAAGUCAGAUCUUACUAAUCAUAAGAAAACUCAGCAUGCAGUUGGGAAAUCUCAUGGAUGCAGUGAAUGUGGGAAGGUUUUGUCCUCUAAGUCAACUCUCAUUAUACAUCAGAGAACCCAUACAGGUGAGAAGCCCUUCAAAUGCAGUGUAUGUGAUAAAGCUUUCACAUCAAAGGCACAUCUUAUUGUCCAUCAGAGAAUUCAUACGGGAGAGAAACCAUAUGAAUGUUCAGAUUGUGAGAAAGCCUUCUCCACUAAGGCACAUCUUAUGAUUCAUCAGCGAAUUCACACAGGAGAGAGACCAUAUGGAUGCAGUGAAUGUCAACAGGCUUUCAUCCAGAAGUCAGGUCUCACUAACCAUUUGCAAAAUUGUCAUGCAAGAGUGAAAUCUCAUGGAUGCAGUGAAUGUGGAAAGGUUUUGUCCUGUAAGUCAACUCUCAUUAUACAUCAGAGAACCCAUACAGGUGAGAAGCCUUUCAAAUGUGGUGUAUGUAAUAAAGCCUUUACGGCUAAAUCCUAUCUCACUGUACAUCAGAGAAUUCAUACAGGAGAGAAACCAUAUGAAUGCUGUGAUUGUAAAAAAGCAUUUGCUACUUUGUCAACUCUCAUGGGUCACCGGAGAACUCACACAGGAGAGAGGCCCUAUGGAUGCAAUGAUUGUCAAAAAGCCUUCUUUCGGAAGUCAGCUCUUACUAAUCAUCAGCAAACUCAGCAUAGAGGAAAAUUCUCUAUGCGAUGACUGUAGAAAUGUGAGAAAUAGUUUUUGAUUAGUCCUAUCUGUUCAGAGAACUCGUAAAAUACAAAUGCCAUGAAUGCUGUGAUUAUAGUAGACCUUUCUGGAACUUCUAUAGGAAAUAAACCUUAUAGAUGCAGUGAAAGUUGUAAGCCUUUCAUCUGAAGACUCCUCCUGGUAUACCACAGGGAUCUCGCCAAAAGAGAGAAACAUUGUAAAUGCAGUGAUUGUCAAAAAUUUCAUUUGAAAGUCACAGGCUAUGUGUUUAGGAGGCAACACCCGUGAAUGCAGUGAAAGUGGGAAAUCAUUCUUUUCAAAUCACAUUUGUUAUACAUUAGAGUAUUCAUUAAGGGGAGGGACCCUGCAGUUACAGUUAGUGCAGAAAAGCCAAGAAAAAUCACAUCUCAUUGUGCAUAAAAAUUUCAGGAAUUUUGUGAUAAUGAUAGCAUUCUCUAGAAAGUCAAAACUCUUUGACCAUCUUGUACAGGAGAGACAUCCUACAGAUGCUAUGAAUGUGGUACAGUCUUCCCAAUUAAAUCAUAUCUUCCUUACAUCAGCAAACUCAAGUAGGAGGAAACCCCUAUUUAGUGUAGUAAAUGUAGUAAAGCCUUCAUCUACAUGUCAAAGCCACUAAUUAUCUGCAAAAUCAUAUAAUAGAUAAAUGCUUUGGCCACAAAACUCAUCGCAUAUCAAGAAAGAAAUGUCAUUAAUUGCAGUGAUUAUCUACAAUGCUUUAUUUACAAUUCAGAGCCUUUUAAUUUCAUAUUUUAUUGAACAGAUUAUGUUUCACAAUUUCUGAAAUGUAAAACAAAAAUAGGACUUUAAGAAUGUAGAAUAGUAAAGGGGGUGAAGUAUAUUCACACAUUUAGUGAGUUGUAAACUAGAAAGGUAUAUAAAACUCUGAGCUGGAAUCAGAGGGAAAACCUGUUCAGGACUGAAGGGAAGUCCUUGGUUUCUUAUUACAAAAAUCUCCCAUUGACUAAAGGCUAUACAAAUAAAAAUGUCAGUUUAUGAAAAAAACUCCAAAUUGCAUAAAACCCCAUUAGGCAGGAGAAAUGGCCAGGGUAAAAAGAUGUGGGCUGUGGGGGCAGCUAGUCUGCAACAGGGAUGUGGAGGGAGGAUGCGGCUCACGUCCAGGACCAGUAGGUAGGAGCAGGCUGGGAAGAAGUCCAGAGGCAGAGUUUAGUGCAUUCACCCAAAGCCCUUGCUUUCCAGUCAGAGUUUCUAGGAUGCUGAUGAUUUCCUCAAACAAGGUACAAUUCAGAGCUUUUAAUUGCUCUCUAAUACACAUAGCAGAGAGAUCCUAUUCUCAGACAAGGGAACAAUUUCUAGGUUCAGUAAAGUUAUAAAAUCCUUAAGGAUUUUAUAUCAUAUAGAAAUACUGUGAUUAUAGUCACUAAAAAUGCUUUCUAUGGUGGAUUUGAUGUCAUUAAACAUCAUAAGCUCUUAAAAAAUAUAAUUUGCUCUACACAGAGCAGUGAAUGUGGCAAAAGCAUCAGUGAUUAAUUGUGUUUUAUUUUUGUAUUUCUGGAUUUAUUUCUUCACAUCUGACCAUAUCUUCAAUUGUGAUGCAUGUUAUAGUCAAUGGAAUGUCCUCAUUUAGUUGUUACAGCUUUUCUACGUUUGAUGGCAUUUUAGAUCUGGGUAAUUAGCUAAACUUGGAAGCCAUGUAUAGAAUGAAAUUAUUUUGUAAGGGCUUAACAUAAUUGUUUUAGAAAGGAUUCCAGAGAAUAUUCUACCAAAAAUAUUAGACAUUUUCACUGCAAAUAUGAUGCCAUUUGAAUAUAUAAAAAAUAUAUAUUGUGACAAUGGUUUGUAGGAGUUAUAUUGUGGGCUAUACUAUAUAACAUGGACUUUAUGUAUUUGACUUUAUUAUAUUUUGGAAUUACAUGAAGGAACAUAAUUUUUAGGGUUUAAUAAAUUCUCAGCAUAGACAUAGAACAUUAUGUAAUAAAAUCUCAUGUAAAUAGGAAUGUUCUAUUUCCUUAUAAAUCAGAAUAUCUUGUAAUAUAUAAUUUAUCUCAAUAAGAAUUCUAAAGAAUCAGACUGUAAGUUUGCUCUCAUUUCUGCUGUCUUUUGUAGUGUUUCUGCCAAGUGUGAUGAACUAUCCUACUUGAAACCUCCAUUAUUCUAGAGCCUUAUUUCUUAGAUAUGCAAAAGUGAUAAAAGAUUUACAUGGAAUACUAAAAAAUAAGCAACAUAUGAGAUGAAGGGGGUUGAAAAGACUUGUGUUCAUGUACAUUUAUUGCAAGUGCUGUAUAAUGCAGGAACUUUGGAUUUAUUAUGAAAACAUGGGCACUAGAAACAUUUUCUCUCUUAGCAUUUCCUAAAAUGCCCAGUAUUUACUAAUAUUAAGGAUUACAUUGCAGAAAUUGGAAUUCUUGAACAUAGCUGGAAUGGAAAGUGGUUCAGUUGCUGUGGAAAACAGUUUGGCAUUUCCCUAAAAAGUUAAAUAUAGAAUUACUAAAUGACCCUGGAAUUCCACUCCCAGCUAUAUAUUCAACAAAAUUGAAAGCAGGUACUUCAGUACUUCUACAUGAAUGUUCACAGCAGCACUGUUCACAAUAACCAAAAGGUGGAAAUAAUCCAAGUGUCCACCAGUGGAUGAAUGGAUAAACAAAAUGUGGUAUGUGUAUGUAUAUACAGGUAUACACAUAUGUAUACAUAAAGGAAUAUUGAUUACCUAUACAAGUGAAGUGUUGUUGAAUGUUAUAAGUCUCAAAAACAUGGUAAGUGAAAAAAAAAAACAUGGUAAGUGAAAGUCAGACACAAAGAACCACAUAUUGUGUGAAAUGUGCAGAAUAGGUAAAUCUAUAGAGACAGACGGCAAAUUGGUGGAUUCUAGGGCCUGAGGAGAAGAGCACAUGGAAACUGAUUAAUGGUUAUGGAUUUAUUUGUUUUUUUAGAAUGAUGAAAAUGGGAACUAGGUAGAGGUGGUAGUUGCAUAACAUUGUGAAUGUAGUAAAUGUCACUGGAUUGUAUACUUUGAAAUGCUAAUUUUAUAUUAUGUGUA